AUGGAGGAAAAUAAUAUAGAUUUUUCGCCAAAUUCUACACCAAUUAACCAUAUAGAAGCCGCGGACUACGACUUACAUUUUGCAACAUGGAACAUAGAGUACUUGAAGAUAGCAGCGAUCCAGCUAAGGCUGGUGAGACCAAGGAGCUUAGCCUGGGCAAUUAUGCUAAAUGCUCUUCCACCUCCUUCAAGUGAUAUAAUAAGCAGUAUUAAGGCUCAUAGAAAUUUCUAUGAUGAGCUGAAAGAAAAAUUGUCAAUGGACCCGCGCGCGGCGAUCGACGACGAUCCACUCUCUCAGAAUGAUGAGAGCGCCUGGAAACAACACUUUUGUGAUAACGAGCUCAAAGCACUCAUACUACAAGACGUUGUACGCACUUUUCCGGACGAGGCCUACUUCCGUGAGAAGGAAGUCCAGGACCUGAUGGUCCGCGUUCUAUUUUUCUGGGCGCGGUCACAUCCAAUAGGUUAUAGACAAGGAAUGCACGAAGUUUUGGCGCCGUUACUCUUUGAAUUGCACAGCGACAGAUUAUACGCGCCAGACGAAGUCAGUGAUACGCUCAAAUACUAUUUAGAUAAGGAAUACUUGGAACACGACAGCCACAUGUUAUUUUCUGCCGUUAUGAAAGGCUUAGAAAAAUUUUACUCGACUGGCGACGUAGUGCCAACUUCGUCUGGCCGAUUGCCUACAUCAAGGUCAAUGCACAGCCAAAAUGAAGUCGUGCGGUACUUGGAACGGGUGAAAGAGGAGUUUUUGGUGCCGUUGGAGCACGAACUGGCAACACACUUGGCCGAGUGCAACAUAUCCUUGGAGCUUUUUGGAAUACGCUGGCUUCGGCUGUUAUUCGGUAGGGAGUUCCCCCGGUCGGAGAUCCCGGACCUCUGGGGUUUCGUAUUCGCUGAUGGACCAGUGAUGCCCAACCUACACUACAUCGUUGUGGCCAUGCUUAUUGCCAUGAAGAGCUCAUUGGUGGAGGCGGAUUGCGGGGCGGCGCUGUCGGCGCUGAUGCGCCCCGCGCCGGCGCCCGUCGGCUACGUGUGCGCGCUGGCACAGCACCUGCGGCGGCCGCUCGACUGCCCACGUCCGCCGCCGCCGCCGCCGCCGCGGCAACUGACCCCGCCGGACACGCCGCCCCACAUGAGCUCGUGGGAGAGGGUCGAGCAGCUGGAGCAGCGCGCGGAGCCCGGCUCGGGCUCCGAGGGCUCCGAGGGGGUGGCCGAGGGCGCGGACGUAGCGCGCUCGCUGGCAGCCCUGGCGCUGGUCAGGGCGCGGCUGCCGGCCGCCGCGGCCGCGCUGGCGGCAGCCCUGCCGCACGCGCCGCCCGCCGCGCAACAGCCGCUCAGACAGAUAUUGCAGCUGGCGGCGCUGCUCCAGUGUCGGAACCACGCGCUCAUCGACGUGGAGACGGCGCUGGAGGCGGCCGAGAACCAGCCCCCAGAGGCCGUGGGCCGGCGCCGGAUUGUGCCCGUCCGGGUGCAGCCCCCGAGGGCGCGCCCGGCCCGGCCCACGCGCAAGCCCAGGGAGGUGCCCCUGAAGGUGUUCCACCAGGUGGAGUGCCAGAGUCCCACCGACCUGCCGCUCUUGGACCCGCUGCGGCUGCGGACAGAG
Iphiclides podalirius (scarce swallowtail) is the source of this 1605-nucleotide messenger RNA. NCBI's taxonomy places the organism in Eukaryota, Metazoa, Arthropoda, Insecta, Lepidoptera, Papilionidae. The record is from the annotation of a GenBank genome assembly.